Molecule: messenger RNA, 1149 nt
Organism: Aspergillus heteromorphus CBS 117.55
Lineage: Eukaryota; Fungi; Ascomycota; Eurotiomycetes; Eurotiales; Aspergillaceae
Product: putative alcohol dehydrogenase
Exons: 1
Coding region: 1-1149 (382 amino acids)
Source: RefSeq, a predicted model, not a curated record
AUGGCCGCCCCCUUCUCUCUCCCGACAACCCACCGGGCGCUCGUCCUCGACAAAAUCGGCGAACCCCUUCGAGUCGAGACACGGCCCACACCCCAGGUAUCCCCCGGAACAGCAGUUGCGAAGAUCCUCGUGGCCGGACUGCUCUCCUACUCACGGGAGAUCUACAACGGCACACGCAAAUACAACCUCCCCACACCAUGUGUUCCCGGAAACGCGGCCAUCGGACGCAUUGUCGCGGUGGGCGCUGACGCCACCAGGUUCAACCCCGGAGAUCUCGUCCUCAUCGACAUCUUCAUCCGCGGACGUGACAACCCCAGCAUCGGCGCUCUCUCCGGGGUUCACGAUGGCCACACAGAGGCCAGCAAGCGCAUGAUGCACAGCGAGUGGCGCGACUCGACAUAUGCCGAAUAUGCGAAAAUGCCGCUCGAGAACUGCUUCCCGCUGAAUGAGAAGCGGUUGCUUGGGGAUCCGUCCGACGGCGGGCUUGGAUAUACCGUUGAAGACCUGCUCUAUAUGCUGCCGCAGAUUGUGCCGUUCGGGGGACUGCGUGCCAUCGGAUUGGAUGUGUGUGAUCGUGUCAUUAUCAGUCCGGCGACGGGGGCGUUUGGGAGUGCGGCGGUGCAGGUCGCUCUCUCGAUGGGGUCGAGUGUUAUUGCGAUGGGGCGGAAUAAGGAGACCCUUGAGGCGGUGCGGGGGUUUUUUGCGUCUCAGUUUGGGGAGGAUCGCAUCCAGGCGGUGCCUAUCACGAAUGAUGUGCAGCAGGAGGUGGAGAGCCUGGCGAAGUUUGGGCCAGCGGAUGUUUUCUUCGAUAUCUCUCCCCCGCAGGCGGCGGGUUCGACGCAUGUGAAAAGUGCCAUCCUGUCGCUCAGGCACUCCGGGAGGGUGUGUCUUAUGGGGGGUCAGAGGGAGGAUGUGGGCAUUCCAUUGGUGAAUGUGAUGCGCAAUGAUCUGACCAUCAAGGGUAAGUGGAUGUAUGAGAGAGGGGAUGUUGCCAGGGUCAUUCAGAUGGUGGAAUCGGGGGUCUUGAAGUUGGGAAAGGAUGCUGGGAGCCGGACGGUGGGUCGGUUUCCGUUGGAGAACUGGAAGGAGGCGUUUGAUCUGGCGGCAGAACAUGCUGGUCCUGGUGAGAGAGUGGUGUUCACUCCCUAA